Messenger RNA from Vigna angularis (adzuki bean), 2819 nucleotides. RefSeq names its product sulfoquinovosyl transferase SQD2. Gene Ontology annotation, cellular component: chloroplast envelope. Gene Ontology annotation, molecular function: UDP-sulfoquinovose:DAG sulfoquinovosyltransferase activity. The record is from RefSeq and is a predicted model, not a curated record. Gene Ontology annotation, biological process: glycolipid biosynthetic process; sulfolipid biosynthetic process. Bases 281 to 1822 code for a protein of 513 amino acids. NCBI's taxonomy places the organism in Eukaryota, Viridiplantae, Streptophyta, Magnoliopsida, Fabales, Fabaceae. The transcript is spliced from 13 exons.
CCUUUGUAUGCGUCACCACCGUUAGGCGGGAGAAACAGAACCCUGUUCAUAACUUUUUCACUGGGCAUGAAUUGUUUCAGAAGGUGGAGGAAAAAAAUUUGUCCUAUAGAGAAAAAAGUGAAUAAUUUGUAAUAGCAUUAUUAUACCUUGCAUCCGUAGAUUCCUUUUCAACUUCGUUGGAUUAUUCUCUCUCUUCCGACACAAUCACUUUAGUAGGAUACUAUUCUAUCCAAAUUCAAAAGCUUGUUCCUCGUACAUCGUAUAUAGCAGCUUGACAACCAUGAAAGCCAUUGCAUUCACUACAAGUCCCUUCUUUUCUCCACCCUUUUGUUCAUCUACCACUACCUCUUCUUCUUGUUCCUCAUCGUCUUCUCCCCAUCGUGCUAGAUUUCAACGUUUUAAGUCCUCAGGAUUAAAACCCUUCACUCUUUCUUGCAGAGAAGCACGGUUGUGCUCUUUGCAGGGGUUGAAAGCUAUGAGGGGUGGAAAAAGUUUUGUGCUUGAGGCUGGAAAUAUCACCACGGCAGAGGUUGAUUCUCAUGGAGAAGGGGAGAACGAGGGUGCUUUGCUAUGCUCCGAUAAUGAGAACAAUUCAAGGCCUCGGAGAAUUGCUCUCUUCGUUGAACCUUCUCCCUUUGCAUAUGUCUCAGGAUACAAAAACCGGUUUCAAAACUUCAUCAAAUGCCUUCGCGAAAUGGGAGAUGAGGUGAUGGUUGUGACAACACAUGAGGGAGUGCCCCAGGAAUUUUAUGGAGCCAAAUUAAUUGGAUCUUGGAGCUUUCCCUGCCCAUUGUAUCAGAAGGUACCCCUCUCCUUGGCACUUAGUCCAAGAAUAAUUUCAGAGGUAGCCCGGUUUAAGCCUGACAUAAUUCAUGCAUCUUCGCCAGGCAUAAUGGUUUUUGGAGCUCUUAUCAUUGCAAAACUAUUGUGUGUUCCUAUUGUCAUGUCCUACCACACCCAUGUACCUGUGUACAUUCCAAGAUAUACCUUUAGCUGGUUGGUGAAACCCAUGUGGUUGAUCAUAAAAUUUCUUCACAGAGCAGCUGAUCUGACUCUGGUUCCAUCUGCUGCCAUAGCAGGGGAUCUCCUAGCAGCUAGAGUCACAGCAGCUAACAAGAUUCGACUUUGGAACAAGGGUGUUGAUUCUGAAAAAUUCCAUCCCCGAUACCGUUCAUAUGAAAUGCGAUUAAGACUAAGCAAUGGUGAACCUGAGAAACCCUUGAUAGUUCAUGUUGGACGGCUUGGAGUAGAGAAGAGUUUAGAUUUUCUCAAAAGGCUCAUGGAUAGGCUUCCUGAAGCCCGAAUCGCUUUCAUUGGUGAUGGACCAUACAGGGAGGAGCUAGAGAAAAUGUUUAAAGGUAUGCCUGCAGUGUUCACUGGAAUGCUAAGAGGGGAAGAACUGUCCCAAGCAUAUGCUAGUGGAGAUGUGUUUGUCAUGCCUUCAGAGUCAGAGACACUUGGUUUUGUGGUUUUGGAGGCCAUGUCUUCAGGGAUACCUGUGGUGGCGGCACGUGCGGGAGGUAUUCCUGAUAUAAUCCCUGCAGAUCAAGACGGAAAAACUAGCUAUUUGUAUAAUCCUGGAGAUCUUGAAGAUUGCUUGAGUAAACUAAAGCCACUUUUGCACAACAAAGUGUUGAGGGAAACCAUGGCAAAAGCUGCGCGUGAAGAGAUGGAAAAGUAUGAUUGGAAGGAAGCCACACGAAUAAUUCGCAACGAACAAUACAAUGCUGCCAUUUGGUUCUGGCGCAAGAAAAGAGCUCAACUGUUGAGACCCUUCCAAUGGCUGGCAAAACGUUUUUUCCCUUCACCACAAGUCAAUUAAGAUUUGCAGUCGUAGAACCCUAGGCAGACGGAGCAAUGGUUGUGUGGACUAGCAGACGACGGAGCUCCCAUUCAUAUGUUGGAAUGGCAUCAGGGAUGGGCUCAGAACUGAUUUUCAGAGGGCAUGAGGCCUAGCCCGUCGAUGACGCCUACUCGCCAAAGCCCAACAAACCCUGGCUCUCCGUCACUCGCCUGAUUCACUACAUGCUCCGUGAGCAGCGACUCCUCUUCGUCGUCCUCGGAGUCGUCAUCGCCACUAUCUUCUUCAUACUCGUCCCCUCCUCUUCCACCUCCUCGCUCACAUCCCCUACGAACGGCUCCCGAUCUCGUACUUCGAGCGCGAGUCCAAGAUUCUUGCGUACCACCAUCGCGUCGUGGCGGUGGUGCAUUUGGUGGGGAAGGUACCUCUGGGGAUUAAACGGAAAGGACUUCGGAUCGUCGUGACAGGUGGCGCGGGGUUCGUAGGAUCGAUUGAUUACGCGAGGGGACUGUUAUCGUGGUGGGCAAUUUCUUUACUGGAAGGAAGGAGAACGUCAUGCGACACGACGUCAUGGAGCCUCUACUGUUGGAGGUGGAUCAGAUCUACCAUCUUGCUUGUCCUGCUUCCCCUCUCCAUUACAAGUUCAAUCCCGUCAAGACUAUCAUAUCCUUUUUUAAUUUUUUAUUUUUAUUUUUGUUUUAGCAUUUAAGUUUCUUUUCAGGAUCUAACCAUUGUUACGGGAAAUUGGAGUUCUUAAUUGUGUCUACAAGACCAAUGUGGUGGGGACCUUGAACGUGCUUGGGCUUGCUAAGAGAGUGGGUGCGAGGUUCUUGUUGAUCGGUACCAGUAAGGUUUAUGGAGAUCCUCUACAGCACCCUAAAAUGGAGACUCACUGGAACAAAAGUAAACAUUUAUUUUAGGAAGUAUAUGAUGUAUUUUAGGAUAAAAUUAUAUGUAUAAAUAUUAUAAAUUUGAAUAAUUAUUGAUUAAGUUGUAAGAUAAGUUUCAUUUUAAAUUA